This is a messenger RNA of Lontra canadensis (Northern American river otter), 1292 nucleotides long. Its product is annotated as cytoplasmic protein NCK1-like. The record is from RefSeq and is a predicted model, not a curated record. Bases 105 to 1238 code for a protein of 377 amino acids. The transcript is spliced from 3 exons. Gene Ontology annotation, biological process: positive regulation of endoplasmic reticulum stress-induced intrinsic apoptotic signaling pathway; positive regulation of translation in response to endoplasmic reticulum stress; negative regulation of PERK-mediated unfolded protein response. Gene Ontology annotation, molecular function: ephrin receptor binding. Lineage: Eukaryota; Metazoa; Chordata; Mammalia; Carnivora; Mustelidae.
GCCGUAACGGCCAUCGCGGCGGCCACGGCGGUCUCCCGGUCCCUUCCUCAGGUGAGCUGGGGCCACACGGACCCGGCAGAAGGAAGUGCUGAAGCUGCUGAAAGAUGGCAGAAGAAGUGGUGGUAGUAGCCAAAUUUGAUUAUGUAGCCCAACAAGAACAAGAGCUGGACAUCAAGAAGAAUGAGAGAUUAUGGCUUCUGGAUGACUCUAAGUCCUGGUGGCGAGUUCGAAACUCCAUGAAUAAAACUGGUUUUGUGCCUUCUAACUAUGUGGAGAGGAAAAACAGUGCUCGGAAGGCAUCUAUUGUAAAAAAUCUGAAGGAUACUUUAGGCAUUGGAAAAGUGAAAAGAAAACAUAGUGUGCCAGAUUCUGCAUCUCCUGCUGAUGAUAGCUUUGUUGACCCAGGGGAACGUCUCUAUGACCUCAACAUGCCUGCUUAUGUGAAAUUUAACUACAUGGCAGAGAGAGAGGAUGAAUUAUCAUUGAUAAAAGGGACAAAGGUGAUCGUCAUGGAGAAAUGCAGUGAUGGGUGGUGGCGGGGUAGCUACAAUGGACAAGUUGGAUGGUUCCCUUCAAACUAUGUAACUGAGGAAGGUGACAGUCCUUUGGGUGACCACGUGGGUUCUCUCUCAGAGAAAUUAGCAGCAGUUGUCAAUAACCUAAGUACUGGGCAAGUGUUGCAUGUGGUACAGGCUCUUUUCCCCUUCAGUUCGUCCAAUGAUGAAGAACUUAAUUUUGAGAAAGGAGAUGUAAUGGAUGUUAUUGAAAAGCCUGAAAAUGACCCCGAAUGGUGGAAAUGCAGGAAGAUCAAUGGAAUGGUUGGUCUGGUGCCAAAAAACUAUGUUACCAUUAUGCAGAAUAAUCCAUUAACCUCAGGUUUGGAACCAUCACCUCUGCAGUGUGAUUACAUUAGGCCUUCACUUAUUGGAAAGUUUGCUGGCAAUCCAUGGUACUAUGGGAAAGUCACCAGGCAUCAAUCAGAAAUGGCAUUAAAUGAAAGAGGGCAUGAAGGGGAUUUCCUCAUUCGUGAUAGUGAAUCUUCGCCAAAUGAUUUCUCUGUAUCGCUAAAAGCACAAGGGAAGAACAAGCAUUUUAAAGUCCAGCUAAAAGAGACUGUCUACUGCAUUGGGCAGCGUAAAUUCAGCACCAUGGAAGAACUUGUAGAACAUUACAAAAAGGCACCAAUUUUUACAAGUGAACAAGGAGAAAAACUGUAUCUUAUUAAGCAUUUGUCAUGAUAAUGCUGAUCAGAAGUGACUGCUACACAGCUGUAAUUCGUCAUGUAAUUGAAG